AUGGAAGGUUUCACCCCCGAUAGCUGGCGUGGUACGAAUACUGGUCUUUUUUCUGGUGUAAGUGAGAGUCACAGACCACAAUUUGAAGGAGUUCCUCUUGGUUUGAAUCAUCCUGAAAGCGUCAAUUGGUUACAUUAUGUGUUUGAUCUGAAAGGUCCAGCCAUCAACGUGGACACUGCAUGUGCUGCCGCUGCUUCAGCUUUCGAUAUUGCAGCGAGAAGCAUAUUGUUUGGUGAUUGUGAUCAAGCGAUUGUUCUUGCUCAUAAUCAUUGUCUUGUGCCAUUUGUCUCUCAUUGUUUCAGAUCAUUUGGAAUGACAAGUAUUGAUGGUAAGUCCAAAUGUUUAGAUACUAAUGCUAAUGGUUAUCUUAGAUCUGAAAGUAUUGUUGCGAUUUUAAUUCAACGUAAAUCUGAUGCCAAGAGAGUUUACGGCUCUCUAAUAAAUAUCGCUGUGAACAAUGAUGGAUUCACCAAAGAAGGAAUUACUUUUCCACGACUCGAAGGUCAGAUAGAUGUUCUUAAACGAUUAUUUAAAGAUGUGCAUUUAGAUCCAGUGGAUAUCGAUUAUGUUGAAGCGCAUGUAACGGGAACUGCAGUUGGAGAUCCAAUUGAAUGUAAGGCAUUGAUGGAAACAAUGAGACCCAAUUCAGAUAAACCUCUUCUUGUUGGUUGCCUCAAAUCAAAUAUUGGUCAUUCUGAAGGUUCUUCCGUUUUGAAUGCGAUCUCAAAAGUCGUUAAGAUUUUCCAAACUGGUGUAAUUCCUGCUAAUUUACAUUUCAAUGACCCAAAUCCAAAUAUCGAUGGGCUGAUUGCAGGUGUUAUAAAACCCAUUCUUGAAAAUACAAGAUUCGAUGGAGAUCAUAUUAUGAUAAAUUCGUUUGGGUUUGGUGGUGUCAACACUACCUUCAUUUUGCAAGCAAAUUCUAAAAGAAUCGAAAAGACUGAUCUAAUUUUAAGUUCCAAUAAAGUACCACGUUUAGUCAAUUUUUGCAAUCGAACUUAUGAAGGCUUGGAAACUAUUGUUAAUUUUAUUGAGGAGCAAAAAGGAUCGUUAACAAAAUACACGUUGGCACUUUUGGAUAACAUGAGUAAGAUCAAACCAUCAACAGGGUUUGAUCAUCGUGGAUAUUUACUGUUGGAUGAUGAACAAACAAUCAUUCAUCAAACAUUGAAACAAAAUGUUUCAACUGAUGAAGUUUUUCCUUGGUUGGUAUUCACUCCAAUGUUUAAUGUCUCCUCACAAUCAUUUGUUCAACUGUUGGAAGCUCCUCUAAUUUAUUCAAGAAUAAGAUCUAUGCAAACCGAUCGCUUGAACUCAUUAGGAAUUGAUGUUAUCAAGAUUAUCCAAUCUAAUCAACAGGAUUUAAUUUCCUUUUUAAUUUCGUCAAUUGCGAUUCAAAUCGCUCUUUGUGAUUUACUAACUAAAUGUUUGGAAAUUGAACCGAAAGGUAUAAUUGGUCAUUCGAUUGGUUCAAUUGCUGCUUCUUAUGCUGAUGGAUGUAUGACUGAUGAAGAUGCUCUGUUAAUCGGUUAUCAUAUCGGUGUCGCUUGUAAACAAUUUAAAGGAAAAGGAGCAAUGGCUUAUGUUAAUUUAUCAUGGAAACAAAUUGAAGAGAUGAAAUUUGGUUGUAUCGAAUUAGCUUCAACUGAGUCAGGGGAUUGGACGUUGAUCACUGGUAUCAUAGAUGAAGUUAAACAGUUCAUCUCAAAAAUCGGACCUAAUAUCAAGACAAAUAUAAUUGAUACUAAAGGGAUUCCUUUUAAUUCAUCUCUCCUCGACGAAGUAUCAAAACCGCUUGAACCAGUAAUCAAUAAAUUUCUCAGACCAUUGAAGAUAAAUUCAAGAUUAACGACUAACUUUUGUGAAAACUUUAUCAAUUCUGAUCAAGAGCAUAUCAUUGAUGGACAUUUUUUCGUUUCCUGUAUCACAGAAUCAUGUAGUUUUAAUGAAAUAAUAGAAAAGACUGAUUCGAACUCUGUGUUAUUAGAAAUUGUUGCAAGUGUUGAGACGAGACAAUCAUCAAUAUUCUUAAUAAAUGAUCAAAAGACGUUGAAUAUUAGCAGCUAUUAUAACCAAUCGAUUGUGCAUCUUUAUAAAAUGAUUGGUCAAAUUUAUCUUCGUGGUCUUAAUCCAAUGGUUACAAAUCUUUAUGAUCAAAUUGAAUAUCCAGUCCCAAGAGAAACUCAACACAUUGGUCAUCUGAUUAAAUGGAAGCAUGAAAAGGAAUGGUUUGAUGCUAAAUACAACAAGAUUUCUAAACAAGAAACUGAAUUUUCCAAAAUAAUUGAUCUUCACGACCCUUCCUGGUCAUUUCUUACUGGUCAUCAGAUAGAUGGAAGAAUUUUGUUCCCAGCAACAGGCUAUCUUUAUGUCGCUUGGCAAAUGGUCUGUAAGAGUCUUGAUCUCGAACCUGACGAGCAUCCAAUUGAAUUCUAUCAAGUUCAGAUUCUUCGAGCGACACAAUUCACAUCAACCACAGGUCAAAUAAAAUUUGUUAUGAAAAUUAAUGAAAAUCUUGGAACUUUUCUCAUCUACGUAAAUGAGAGUAAAAAUGUUUGUUUAACUGGAAAAUACCAUCUUGUUGAUAAACCGACAAUAAACUUGCUGCCUGUUGAUUUUAAGAAUAUCAAAGAAAGUUCAGAUAUUAUACUUCAAAAGAAGGAUAUUUACAAGGAAUUUAGAAUUCGUGGUUAUGAUUAUUCAGGAUCAUUCCAAGGUGUAGAAGAAGCUUUUGAUAAUGGAAGGUGGGGGGUGGUCAAAGACACUGGACAUUGGAUUAGCUUUUCUGAUGCUUGUUUACAGAUUUCACUAUUGUCUUCGGAAUCUAGCAAGCUGACUGUUCCUGUUUACAUUGAUUAUGUUUACAUUUUUCCACCAGAAACAUUCAGUGCCUUUAACGAUGAAACUUUCAAAUCAUCUUCUAUUAAUAUUAACAAACUUAGGUUUUACUACAAUCCAGAUGUGGGAAUAGGACUCACGAACGGGUUUAUUCUUAAAGGAUUAGAAGACGAAGAGAUCAAAAGAAAGAUCAAUACUGUGAACCACCAAAUACGAAACCAUAAUCUAAUCCCAUUUAAUUCGUAUCAUAAACAAUGA
Panonychus citri (citrus red mite) is the source of this 3096-nucleotide messenger RNA. RefSeq names its product fatty acid synthase-like. Gene Ontology annotation, molecular function: fatty acid synthase activity; 3-oxoacyl-[acyl-carrier-protein] synthase activity. Gene Ontology annotation, biological process: fatty acid biosynthetic process. The record is from RefSeq and is a predicted model, not a curated record. NCBI's taxonomy places the organism in Eukaryota, Metazoa, Arthropoda, Arachnida, Trombidiformes, Tetranychidae. The transcript has a single exon. Bases 1 to 3096 code for a protein of 1031 amino acids.